ACACACCUCCCAGCCGGCUACUCCGGGUGUCCAAUACAGCGGAAAAUCAAAGUACGAGCCUUCCCAGUGCACACACGCCCUGUGUGGUGCGCGGAGCACAGUGGAAUGAGAGACAGGUGGUCUAUCUCUCCUCAUACAGUCUAUUUAGUUGGUCACUUUUAAAUAUGCCUAAAAGUUGCAUAUCACGACCAUGCUGGAUUGUAUUUUUUAACAGAGAAUAAUGCGUACUUUCGAUUACAUCUGGCUGAGGUGACUUUUACGCAAGGCUAAACAAUGGAUCAGAGGCUCUCCAGACGUAGCUGGGUGCCGGUGACCGGGCUCGUAAUCUGUCUCCUUCUCUGUGCAUGCGUGGUGGACUUGGUGCUGGCUCAAAUUCGCUACUCCAUCCCCGAGGAGCUGGAGCACGGGGCUUUCGUGGGCAACAUCGCGGAGGACCUGGGCUUGGAUGUAUCCAAGUUGUCCGCACGUCGAUUUCGAAUCGUGUCCGGAGCCAAGAAGCAAUAUUUAGAAGUGAAUUUAGAGAAUGGCAUUUUGUUUGUUAACGAAAAAAUAGACAGAGAGGAGCUUUGCGAGCGCAGCCCUGGCUGUUUCUUACAUCUCCAAGUUGUCAUCGAAAACCCUUUAGAGCUGUACAGAGUCGAAGUCGAGAUUUUAGACGUGAAUGACAACUCCCCCGCUUUCCCUUGGAGCGAAUUUAACAUCGACGUUACGGAGUCGGCUGCGCCCGGCUCCUGCUUCCCGUUAGAGAGCGCGCAAGACUUGGACGUGGGCACUCAUUCUUUGCGCUCCUACCAGCUGGGCGCAAACGAACACUUCAUUCUCAACAUCCAGACGCGCAACGACGGGAGCAAGUUUGCGGAGCUGGUGCUGGACAAGCCUUUAGACCGGGAGCGGCAGAAAAAGCACGCGAUGAUUUUGACGGCCUUUGACGGGGGGUCGCCGGAACGCUCCGGAACCGCUUUAAUCACCAUCACGGUGCUGGACGCGAACGACAACGUGCCCGUGUUCGAUCGAUCUGUGUACCGGGCCAGACUGGUGGAAAACGCGCCCAGGGGGACGCUGGUGCUCAAGCUGAACGCCACCGACUUGGACGAGGGCUCCAACGGGGAGGUGACCUACGCCUUCAGCGGACACGCGCCUCUCAGAGUGCGCGAGUUGUUCAGCGUGGAUCCGUACACGGGCGAGGUCCGCGUAAAAGGCGUCGUGGACUACGAGAAAGCCAACGUGUACGAGCUGUACGUGCAAGCGAGGGACAGGGGACCCUCGGCCGUGGCCGUGCACGGCAAAUUGCUGGUCGACAUCGUGGACGUGAACGACAACAGCCCCGAAGUCAUUCUCACGUCCGUGUCCACGCCAGUCCAGGAAGACGCGUCGCCGGGGACCGUUCUCGCCGUUAUCAGCGUCAUGGACCGGGACUCGGGUGAGAACGGCAACGUGGACUGUCAAAUCCCCAACAACGUGCCCUUUCAGCUGCACUCCUCUUUUAAAAACUACUACACGCUGGUGACGAGUGAGCUUUUGGACAGAGAGGCCGUGUCCGAGUACAACGUCACAGUGACGGCGCGCGAUUUGGGCUCCCCGCCGCUUUCCACCCGGAAAACCAUCGCGGUGCAAGUGUCUGACAUCAACGACAACCCCCCGCGCUUUUCACAGCCGUCAUAUACUGUCUACGUAACCGAGAAUAACGCCCCGGGCGCUUCCAUUUGCACCGUGACUGCCUUCGACCCGGAUUCUAACCAGAACGCCUAUCUGUCUUAUUCUAUUCUCGAGGGUCAAAUUCAGGGCAUGCCCGUGUCCACGUACGUGUCCAUUAACUCGGACAACGGCAACGUUUACGCACUGCGCUCCUUUGAUUACGAGCAGCUUAGAAACUUUCAGAUUCUCGUGCAAGCUCAGGACGCGGGUUUCCCACCGCUGGCCAACAACGUGACAGUGAACGUGUUUGUUUUGGACCAAAACGACAAUGCUCCGAUCAUCGUGUCCCCGCUGCCGAAGAACGGCACCGUCGCCACGGAGGUGGUGCCCCGCUCUGUGGAUGCCGGUUAUCUUGUGGCCAAAGUGACGGCGCUGGACGCGGACGCGGGGCAAAAUUCGCGGCUGUCUUAUCAGGUGAUGCAGGCGACCGAUCCCGGGCUGUUCAGCGUGGCGCUGUACACGGGUGAAAUUAGGAGCAUUCGCCGACUGCUGGAGAAAGACGCGUCCAGACACAGACUGGUUAUCCUGGUGAAGGACAACGGGCAGCCUCCUCUCUCCGCCACCGUCUCCGUUGUCCUCACGGUGGUGGACAGCGUGCCCGAGUCCUUAUCCGACUACGGCGACCUCACGCUCAGCCGGCAGCCCCCCUCUAACCUCGCGCUCUACUUAAUCGUGUCACUCAGCACCAUAUCUUUCAUCUUCCUCGUGGCCAUCAUCGUCUUGGCCGCGGUCAAGUGCUACAAGGACCGGGAGACCCCGAGUGGCUACAAUCUGCCCCCCUUCGCGUGCUGCUGCUGCGGCGGCUUCCAGCCCGAGCCUCCCCCGGAGAUAUUCAAGAAAUCCAACCUCAACCUGCAGAUUUCCUCCGCGGCUAACAAGGUGCCCACCAACUGCACGGAGGUGAACGGAAGCAGCAGCCUGACUCAGCCUUAUUGCUAUAAAGUGUGUUUGACCCCGGAGUCGUCCAAAAGUGACUUCAUGUUUUUGAAGCCGUGCAGCUCCGCCGGCACGCCGCGGAACAACGAAGCAAAGAGCGCGGAGCAGCACUCGUGGAGCGCGUCUGUGAACUACGGAGCGACUACCCCCAACGAGGUAGAUGUAUGCAGACGCACAGUAGAGCUGAAGCAGCCAAACACAGAUUGGACUCUCACUAAGAAUCAGAAUUCUUCCAUCAAAAGUUAUAAUUCCAUCAACAUGGAUGGAACACUGAUGCGUAAGGCCAUGCAUGCGGACCCGGAAAACUUCGUCACCUCCAUGGCACCUGGACAGUACUGGACGUGGGGCACUCACAUGAGAGGCACUAAGGGUAUGACAAGCCAAACUGAAUACUAUAAAAUGUCUACAUCGCCCAGUGGCGUUACCUCCCGGCCCUGGACUCCUCGCUGCACUCCUCCACCCCAGCAGCAGCAACCUUCUAACCCCCCACACCAUCACCCUCACCCACACCCGCACCCGCCACCAGACUACCAUCACAAUGUGUACAUUCCCGGAACGCCAUCAGGCUUCUGCACCCUGAGGCCUGUGGCACAGCGCAGCGACUUGGACGCCCAUAACUCCUUCUCCACCUUUGGCAAGAAGCGACGCCUCCAGAUGUCCCCUCAGGGGGAGGCUGCCAUGAUCAAUAACGACCUGUACAAUGACUGACAUCCCACUGACUGACUGAGUGGACAAUUUGAGUGAUUGAUCACCUGAGAUGAGAUGAGGAUCAUUUGUUUCAUAAAUUAAUAAACAGUCGGCUUGUGAGUGGCUUAAUAUGUGAGCUGAAUGAGAGGUCAGGACAAGGUGAAAGAAUGACGCUGGUGGGAAGCAGAUGUUUGUGGUUAUUUAUGUGACAAAAUGUCAUCAAUGUGUUUUUUUUUAUUCCAGUUAUUAUUAUUGCUAUUCAUUUUUAGACAAUCAAACAGGAGGUGUGGCUGUGACUUCCAAAACAUAUGAUAAGCAUCAGUAGGUAAUUCUUUUUCACAUCUUUAUGUAUGAAAUCAGAUUGUUGAGUUGUAAGAAUAUAGAAAAUGUUUUUUGGUACGCUCUUCUGCUAACAUGUGAAAAACAUCAUGCUGUACUGUACACGCAGGUCACAACAGGAGGCACAAAAAGAUGGGGAACACUCCUCACACAUGUAUUGGAAAUACAUUAAUGGAAAUAAAGUAUUUUUUGCAUUACA
This is a messenger RNA of Hippocampus zosterae (dwarf seahorse), 3856 nucleotides long. RefSeq lists its product as uncharacterized. The record is from RefSeq and is a predicted model, not a curated record. Gene Ontology annotation, biological process: homophilic cell-cell adhesion. NCBI's taxonomy places the organism in Eukaryota, Metazoa, Chordata, Actinopteri, Syngnathiformes, Syngnathidae. Gene Ontology annotation, molecular function: calcium ion binding. Gene Ontology annotation, cellular component: plasma membrane. The transcript has 4 exons. The coding region runs from base 274 to 3339 and encodes 1021 amino acids.